Messenger RNA from Dictyostelium discoideum AX4, 2193 nucleotides. RefSeq names its product DEAD/DEAH box helicase (gene dhx33). The transcript has 2 exons. Gene Ontology annotation, molecular function: hydrolase activity; ATP binding; RNA helicase activity. Bases 1 to 2193 code for a protein of 730 amino acids. The record is from RefSeq and is a predicted model, not a curated record. NCBI's taxonomy places the organism in Eukaryota, Evosea, Eumycetozoa, Dictyosteliales, Dictyosteliaceae. Gene Ontology annotation, cellular component: nucleolus.
AUGGUACAACCAAAUGUAAAUAAAAAAACAAAUAAUAAUAAUAAUAAAGUUAUUACAAAAUCGAUUCAUUCAAAUAAAGGAAAAUUUGAAUUGAAAAAGAAACCUGUACAAUUACAACAAAUAUCAAAUGAUAAAAUUAAUGAUAAUAAUAAUUUAAAAAAUCAAUUAGAAAUUCCAAAAGAAAUUCCAAAAGAAAUUAAAUUACAAAAAGAAUCAUUACCAGUAUUUACAGCAAAAGAUGCACUUUUAAAAAAUUUUAAAGAACAUUCAACUGUUAUUAUUAUAUCUGAAACUGGUACUGGUAAAACAACUCAAAUACCACAAUAUUUAUAUGAAAAUGGGUAUAAAGAUAAUGGUAUAAUUGCAAUUACACAACCAAGAAGAGUUGCAGCAGUAUCAAUUUCGAAAAGAGUUUCACAAGAGAUGGGAGUUGAAUUAGGUGAUCAAGUUGGUUAUUGUGUUAGAUUUGAUGAUAAAACCAAUGAAAAAACCAAAUUAAAAUAUAUGACAGAUGGUAUGUUAGUUAGAGAGGCAAUGUUAGAUUCAUCAUUAUCGAAAUAUUCUGUGAUUAUAUUGGAUGAGGCACAUGAGCGUACAUUAAAUACUGAUGUUUUAUUUGGGUUAUUAAAAUCGAUUCAAAAGAGAAGAGAAAAGAAAAACCCAUUAAAAAUUAUUAUCAUGUCUGCGACAUUAGAUGCUGAAUUAUUUUCACAAUAUUUUAAUAAUGCACCAGUGUUAUAUAUUGAGGGUAGACAAUUCCCAGUGCAAAUCUAUUACACUGAGGAAAUUCAAAAAGAUUAUGUUGAUGCAGCAUUAAUUACAGUAUUACAAAUUCAUAUAGCUCAUUUAACAGAUAAAUCAAUUAAUAAAGAAGAAGAGGAAGAUGGAGGAGACAUUUUAGUAUUUUUAACAGGUCGUGAUGAAAUUGAAAAUCUUGAAAAACUUUUAUUAGAUAGAAUACCACGUUUACCAGUUGGUUCAAAAGAUUUAAUAGUUUGUCCAAUCUUUUCAGCAUUACCACAAGAGCAACAAAUGAAAGUUUUUGAGAAAGCUCCAAAAGGAAGUAGAAAAGUGAUUUUAGCAACAAAUAUCGCUGAAACUUCUUUGACAAUCAAUGGUAUUCGGUAUGUUGUAGAUAGUGGUGCUGUGAAAUCUAAAAUUUUCAAUCCGAAAAUUGGUAUUGAUUCAUUGAAUAUUAUACCGAUUUCAAAGGCAUCAGCAAAACAAAGAACUGGUAGAGCUGGUAGAGAAUUCGAGGGUAAAUGCUACCGUUUAUAUACUCAAGAAACUUUUGAAAAAUUAGAUACCUCUUCAAUACCUGAGAUUAAACGUUCAAAUAUUGCAAAUGUUAUAUUACAAUUGAAAACCAUUGGCAUCAAUGAUAUUUUAUCAUUUGACUUUUUAGAAUCACCACCGGUUGCAUCGGUUAUAAAAUCAUUGGAACUUUUAUUUUGUUUAGAUGCAAUCUCUGAUAAUGGAUCAUUGACAGAGUUGGGUAAAAAAAUGGCAUUAUUCCCACUAGAUCCAAUGUAUAGUAAAACUUUAAUUAAAUCCAUUGAAUUUGAAUGUUCAGAAGAGGUUUUAAUAAUCAUUAGUAUUCUAUCGGUUGAAUCUAUAUUUUUCACACCAAAAGAAAAGAAAAAAGAAGUUGAGGAUGUAAAGAAAAUCUUUUUCUCACCAGAUGGUGAUCAUAUAACAUUUUUAAAUGUUUUUAGAGAAUUUCAAAAAUCAAAACCUCAACAACAACAACAAUGGUGUUUUGAUCAUUUUAUAAAUUUAAAAUCAAUGAUUAAAGUUUUAAAUGUUUUUGAACAAUUGGUUAAAUAUUGUAUCUCUUUAAAAUUACCAAUAGUUUCUUGUGGUUCCGAUUUCGAUCGUAUUAAAAAAUCAUUUAUUGGUGGUUUCUUUUUAAAUACUGCAAUUUUACAACCUGAUAAAAAAUAUAAAACAAUGGUUGAUAAUAAAGAAAUUCAAAUUCAUCCAACAUCUUUCUUAUUCGAUCAAAAACCUCAACAUAUUCUCUAUAAUGAAUUAACAAUCACUACAAAAGCUUUUGCUAGAAAUAUUAUACCAAUUGAAGGUAGUUGGUUAGCUGAAAUUUGUCCAAAAUAUUAUGGUACAAGAUUAACAAAACAACAACAACAACAACAACAACAAAAUUCAAUUCAAUCAAUUGAUACUUUUAAAAAUUAA